This is a messenger RNA of Trichoplax adhaerens, 411 nucleotides long. RefSeq lists its product as uncharacterized. Bases 1 to 411 code for a protein of 136 amino acids. The transcript has a single exon. The record is from RefSeq and is a predicted model, not a curated record. Lineage: Eukaryota; Metazoa; Placozoa; Uniplacotomia; Trichoplacea; Trichoplacidae.
AUGCACGACAGUCUAUCAAGUCGAGAAAAAGAAAUUUUAGAAGAUGUUACUUCGGACGGCGAUUAUAUCGAUCAGAUGUGUAAUUUAAAAUCGCGAUUAGACGAUUUGAAGGAGCAGGUUGAGAAAUGUGAACGUUUAAUGGAUGUGGUGGAAGAGAAAUUUGAUCAUAAAAUAGAUGCUGCUUAUAAAGCCGCUCAUGCUAUAACACUUUCUCGUAUUAUAAGAGAUAUUCGUAAAAGACAGGCAUUAUUCUUUACGCUAUCCUUUAUUAUCUUGCUAAUUAUCGUAAUAUGGCGCUAUGAUGAACAAUAUAUAUUCGAUGUUGUCACCGAGAGUAUAAUUCAAGCUGUAGCUUACGCACGAUCUGAAACAUAUAUUUUAUUCCCUAAGUUAACGGUACCUUCUCAAUAG